AUGGCCACCAAAAAACCCAACGAAAAUGGUGCCACCCUUCCUUUUGCUGCCCUGCAGCUCCUGGCCCCGCCUGUCCGUCUGGUGUCUGCAGCCCUCUGGAAGGUGAUGAAGCAGAGAGAUGUGAUGCAGUACGGUGUUGUGGAGGAGUUUGUGACCUCUGCCUGUUUGACCUUACCUGGGCUGCUCACCUUCCGACACCAGGGCAAGCUGACACUAGGUCUGAGAGCCCGGCUAAUCUUAGAGUUGUGCCGCUCACAGCCUGAUGCUGACGUGAUCGCGCCACAUCUGGAGAGGAUCCGUGCUCCUGCUUCUUCGUCUGUGAAAAAGGAUGUUAAAAUUCUGAAGACCGUUGAAAACUUCCAUUUCUUUAUUCACACGUUGUUGGCAAACGCAGCGGAGCGAGAACGCUUCUUUAACGUGAGUGUCCCUCCUCUGACGAACAGCACCGACGACACAGGAAGUGACAUUCAUUCUUUAAUCGUCUGUCAGGAUCAGUUUCCGGUGGAUUACGGCCCGAAGUUUGAGCAGGAGUUGGAGAAGCUGCUGUGGGAGUUUUUGAUUCGACUGGACCAGCUGCUUCCAGUUCCCAGCCUCGCUCAGACGCUGUCCUGGCUCGGUGAAGACCCCACUGUUUUGGAGGAAUGUGCACAAUUUGCCAAUCGAUCUCAUCUUCUUGAUGUUCUACUUCAGCAUCAGGCGUGUCUGGGUCAUCUGGAGUCAGCAGCAUCCUUGCCUCCGAACAUGGGCGACUCCAUCCUGGCUUCUCUCUCUUUGCCGCCGUCUGGACGAGUGGCGUCAAAUUAUCUAACGGGAGACAGCCAAUCGUGCGAUGAGUGGUGGAACAGCUCGCAGCCGGGGAAGAAGUCGCCGUUUAUCGCACCCGUCAUUGGACUCAUUUCUAACGAAAACGUACCCGUCAUGAUCUCCACCAGGGAAAGACCGCAGCAAGAUGACGAGGAGACAAACGUGAAACCGGACGCAAGAAACAACCCCCAAUUCACUUUGAUCAAACGGAUGGAAAAAGCCAAAGACGACGGGCCGAAAGAGAUUCAGGACGAGGGGAGCGUUUUAAAUCGAAGCGGCGGAAUAAAACGAAAGCAAGCGGGAAGCGAAACCGAGGAAGUACGUGUGACCACGUCUAGAAAAAAGAGGCUCAAAGGGCACGGGCGGUGUCUGAACGAGAGCGAGGAAGACGAAGCAGAAAGUGUCGGAGCGGACGGCUCUAACCAAGACCUCCUGAGCAAGCUCCACCUGCCUGAAGACCCGUUCCUCUGCUCCGUGUUUACUUCCUGUCUGAGCACACAGCCGAGAGUUGUUGUGGAAAAACUGUCGCUUGAUUCUUCUGGCUGCAGCAGCAGCAGCUCGUCUGGAGGAGGGAAGUCGUUUUAUAAGAGGCGAGACGAUCACAGGAGGAAGGUGCCGGAACGAAAACAAACGAGCCGCCGUCAGUCACCUGAGAGUCCUGGCCUGGACAACAAAGAAAACCAGCCUGUGUUUUCAAGCAGCCCUUCCUCACUGCAGCGGAGUAACGCAGAGGCGUCAGCUCUUCGAGGAGACGACGACGAGUACGUAGCAGAUUCUGAAGAUGAAGGGACGAAGAACUUUAAAGGCAGGCUGUUCGUGAAGCGCUACUACAAGACCAAACAUGGCACCUAUGUUCCCACCCUGAGGGAGUUCUGGAAACCAGGUGUGACUCGAAGAGAUGCGUUGUCCUCUCGCAGCAAACGCAGGUGAUCGUCGGGACUUUUCGCUGCACCGUAAGCUGCCUGGAAAACAAAUCUAAUCUACGACCUUAACCACAUCACGUUUUCUCUUUAUGCCGUGUACAAAAUCAACCCAACCUGUUCAGACGUCAGACCGACUCCGGCUGAUUUAAACAUGUUUUAUCAUGAACAGUCCCACAGAUAGUGCUGUAACUGAUUAUGAGCCGUUUUGUUUUCAUUCAUAUUUAAACUCUUCCUUGAUCUCGAUUUUUCUCUGCCACCAUCUUAUUU
Molecule: messenger RNA, 1994 nt
Organism: Nematolebias whitei (Rio pearlfish)
Lineage: Eukaryota; Metazoa; Chordata; Actinopteri; Cyprinodontiformes; Rivulidae
Gene: tinf2
Product: TERF1 (TRF1)-interacting nuclear factor 2
Exons: 9
Coding region: 1-1734 (577 amino acids)
Biological process (GO): telomere capping; regulation of telomere maintenance via telomere lengthening
Cellular component (GO): shelterin complex
Molecular function (GO): telomeric repeat DNA binding
Source: RefSeq, a predicted model, not a curated record